AUGGCCAAAUGUGGUCCUGUGUUGAUGUCCCAGACAGCAGAGGUUCUCCCUGGGUAUUGUGGAAAUUGGCCCAAGAGAUUUGGGUUGGCAGUAGGAACCGUGGAGGGCAUUGUGGAGAUCCGUUCUGUACAGGUGGGAACCGUGGCCAUCCGAUCCAUCCACAAUGGCUUUUACUUGGCAAUGAACCGCAAAGGGAAAGUCUAUGGAACGAAAGCAUACAGCCCCAACUGCAAGUUCAAGGAACGUAUUGAAGAGAACGGCUACAAUACCUACGCCUCUUUCCAUUGGCACCACGAAGGGCGACCCAUGUUCCUCUCCCUCAACAGCAAAGGGCUGCCACGACGAGGGACAAGGACCCGCUGGCAACAUCUCUCCACCCAUUUCCUGCCAAUGCUCGUCUCAUGAAGGAGGAACACGCUGGACUACUUGAUCAACCAUGCACUAAUUUCUUUUUCUUUUUACGACCCUGUAAUCCCUUAAUUCAGGGUAGAUUCCGAGAGAACUGAAUGGAGCUGAGCAUUGACUGGCCAGAUGCUCUUCCUGAUGCCUAUGUGGAGGGAGUCUGCAGCAGAUAAUUUUCUCUUCGUGCCCUGAGAGAGAAACAUCUGUCACUACCUAGUAU
This is a messenger RNA of Thamnophis sirtalis, 622 nucleotides long. The record is from RefSeq and is a predicted model, not a curated record. NCBI's taxonomy places the organism in Eukaryota, Metazoa, Chordata, Lepidosauria, Squamata, Natricidae.